AUGAGCGAGCACGAGAACGAAAAGCAUGUCAGCAAUGUCUUAGUUGAUUCCGAGGUUUCUGCCCACGGUCAGGAGUCAAUUCAGGCCCCUUAUUGGUCGCCCGAGCAGGAGAAGAGGCUUGUUCGUCGGAUUGAUAUUGCGAUCAUGCCAUUGUUGAUUCUCGGCUUUGCUGUUCUACAACUCGAUCGCUCAAAUAUCGGCAACGCCAUGACCGACAAUUUUAUGAAAGAAGUCGGCAUUACCCAGUUCGAGUACAAUGUCGGCAACCAACUCAUGUACCUCGGCAUUGUUCUAUUUGAGAUACCUAGCAAUCUGGUCUUGUAUAAAGUCGGCCCUGCUAUCUGGAUUGGGUUUCAAAUCGUCGCCUGGAUUUGCGAAUGUGGCUACAUACCUGCUGGUCUGUACACUAUGACACGAUUCUACAAAAAAGACGAAAUCAGCAAGCGAUUCGCCGUGUUCUUCUUGGGCAACAUGGUAGCCAACGCCGGAGCUGGACUUUUAGCGUUCGGAAUCCUAAGAAUGAGAGGGCUUGCAAAUCUCUCCGGUUGGCAGUGGCUCUUUCUUGUCUGUGUGCCAUCUCCCUGUAAAAUCAUCUACUGGCAACUAACCUUCGCAAAACAGCUUGAAGGAAUGCUGACAAUUGUCAUCGCGGCUCUUUUCAUAACGCUAUUCCCUCGAUCGACUUCCAACCCGGUGUCUCUUGCCGGCCUGCGACAUUUCACCGAAGAGGAAGCCCACAUCAUCACGCAACGGGUUUUGCUCGACGACCCCACGAAGAAACAUGCACACACUCACGUCAGCCGAGAAGAAUUGAAGGCAGUUUUCACCAAUUGGAAACUCAUCGCCCAUGUCAUGACUACCCUUGGCAGUCUGUCCGCCAUCGCCUCUUUGGCGUCCUUUGGUCCCUCGAUCGUCGCGUCCUACGGGUAUAAAGCCAUCGAAGCGAACGCCAUGAAUUCGAUCGGUUACUGGAUCCUGAUCCCUGUUACCCUUCUCUGGGGCUGGGCCGCUGAUAAAUGGGGAAAGCGUGGGCCCAUGGUCAUAUUUGGCACUUUCAUCAGCUUCAUUUUCCUAAUUGCUCAGCGCUGUAUCGCCGAGACUGACAAGGUUACGACCAAGUAUGCCAUCAUCACUGUCAUAUACGCAUUCAGCUUCAACUGGCAUCCGAUUAACGGCUCCUGGAUGGCGCUGAACGCAAAAUCAGCCGGGGAACGGUCCAUAACUAUGGCAAUCCUCAUCAUGGCUGCUAAUGCAUCCGGUAUCGUAGGCGGACAGAUUUUCCAAGCCAGUGAUGCACCCAACUAUAAAGUGGGAUGGUCAGUGUCAGUGGCUUUGUCAUGCAUAGGAUUUGUCUCUUCUGUCGUAGCGAAUGUGCAGUACUGGAACCUUAACCGCUUGAACAAGAAGAAGGGAAACAUCGGGCUUGUUUAUCAUCCAUAA
Clonostachys rhizophaga is the source of this 1440-nucleotide messenger RNA. The record is from the annotation of a GenBank genome assembly. NCBI's taxonomy places the organism in Eukaryota, Fungi, Ascomycota, Sordariomycetes, Hypocreales, Bionectriaceae.